Messenger RNA from Vairimorpha ceranae, 123 nucleotides. RefSeq lists its product as hypothetical. Lineage: Eukaryota; Fungi; Microsporidia; Nosematidae. The transcript has a single exon. The annotation marks the transcript as partial. The record is from RefSeq and is a predicted model, not a curated record.
CUUCUAGUGUGUGUCACUGAUUAUUUGAUUUUGAGUUUUGGUGCCGGAGAAGCUUUCUUAGAUGACAAUAAAUUUAUUUUAUUUUUUUUUUAUUUUUUUUUUAAAAGAAAAUUUCUUUUUUAA